Molecule: messenger RNA, 6686 nt
Organism: Pygocentrus nattereri (red-bellied piranha)
Lineage: Eukaryota; Metazoa; Chordata; Actinopteri; Characiformes; Serrasalmidae
Gene: ltbp1
Product: latent transforming growth factor beta binding protein 1
Exons: 35
Coding region: 320-5437 (1705 amino acids)
Molecular function (GO): calcium ion binding
Source: RefSeq, a predicted model, not a curated record
CUUCUGCGCGAGCUGCGCGAGCUCCCCCGCCGCCUCGAGAAGAGAAAGACACUCACUUUUUCUUUCUUUGCCCGUCUGUUGUUCUCCCGGCGGCCGGUUUCUCCGCCGAGGACUUUUCUUUUCUUCCACUCCUGCGCGUCAAACUUCUCCCAUGUCCGGCCAGAUGGCCACUAGAUGACAUCGCUCAGGGAUCUGGACCUUUCAUACUCGCGGUAGCCCCGAACUGCCCCCCCACCCCGUCCCGCGGCUACUUUUACACGCUCGCGCUCUCACUCGUGCUCGCAGACGUCGCUGACUGGCUCGCUCGUGCAGCGCCUGCAUGGCUCCUAUCAGGUGGGUCGCGGUGUUGCUGUGCUUGGCUGCGCUCGAGCGGCCGGCGCUGGCCGCGGAGCGCGGCGGCGUGAGGACUCUUUACGUGCUGCAGCCCGGGCGAGGCGGCUCGGACGCGGUGCGCGUGAGCUCCAUCUCCUCGCGCGCGGGCGCCGACGGGCAGCCGCACUCCUACAACGUGGACCUCACGGCCAGCUUUGGGGGCCAAGUGCGGACUCGCAGGAUGGGCAGCCGGGACGGACACACAGGCCAGCAGAUGGUCAAACUUUCUGGUGUAAACGUCUGUGGAGGGCAGUGCUGUAUUGGAUGGAGCAAGGCCCCUGGAUCCCAGCGCUGCACAAAACCCAACUGUUUACCCAAGUGCCAGAACGGCGGCAUGUGCCUUCGACCGCAGAUGUGUGUUUGCAAGCCUGGCUCUAUGGGCAAAUCCUGCGAACAGACCACCCUGCCCCCUCACCCAUCCGGACCUGUGAAUGGUCACACUGGCGGUCAUACCAACGGACACUCGAACGGUCACACCAGUGGACAUACAAAUGGGCAUAACAUAGUGCCCCAGCGGCCUAUUCCACAGCAAGUCCACCCACAAAGUCCAGUUCAGGGCCCCUUGCCACUGCCCGGGGGCAACAUGGCACACAUGACCCUGACCAUGAAGGCCUCUCCAAAUGGUCCCAUCCCCUUCCAGCACGUACAACCUCCCGUCUCCAUGACGAUGCACCAAAGUAAAAGCCAAAAGUUUGUGAUCAAGCCAAAGUAUUACCACACGCACACGCAGGUGCAUGGAGUUGGACAGACGCCAGAGCGUAGCAUUCCGCUGACCGUCGGACAUCACCCCCUCACUGCGGGUAACCACACUGGCCGGAUCAAGGUGGUCUUCACUCCCACCAUCUGCAAGGUGACCUGCACCGGCGGCCGCUGCCAGAACACCUGCGAGAAGGGCAACACCACUACCAUCAUCAGUGAAAACGGACGUGCCACCGACACCCUCACUGCCCCCAACUUCAGAGUAGUGGUUUGCCACCUGCCCUGUAUGAAUGGAGGGAAGUGUAGUGCAAGGGAUAAGUGCCAGUGCCCGCCCAACUUUACCGGAAAGUUCUGCCAGAUGCCGGCCCAGAAUGGCCACCGGGGGCAACAGACGGUGGUGAACGGCCAGAGUGCCCAGGUCCACUCCACACACACACUCCCGCUGACCUUCAGCUCAGGCCAGAACCAGGGCCUGGUAAACAUCCAUGUGAAACAUCCCCCAGAAGCAUCGGUACAGAUCCACCAGGUGUCCCAGGUGGACAGUAGCAGCAGUGGUCAUUCAAAGACGUCGCAGUCAGGCCACUCGUACAGCUACCACAUGUCCGAAAGCAGCAGCUCCAGCAGUAGCAGCAGCCAAAAGAUCCAGCACCACAGCCACAGUGUCGUAUACCCUAACCAGCAAACCUUCCUGCAGUACCCGCCAGUGACCUCCAAGAGCCAACUCGGACGCUGCUUCCAGGAGACCACUGGCACGCAGUGUGGAAAAGCCCUCCCAGGCCUCUCCAAGCAGGAGGACUGUUGUGGAACCAUCGGCACAUCCUGGGGAUUCCACAAAUGCCAGAAAUGUCCCAGAAAACAAUCGAUUCCGCUGUUGGAGUGUCCUCAGGGCUACAAGAGGUUCAACGGCACACGCUGCAUCGACAUCAACGAGUGCCAGCUGCAGGGAGUGUGUCCUAAUGGGAACUGCAUCAACACCAUGGGAAGCUACAGGUGCUUGUGUAAGCCUGGGUUUAUGCCGGACGCCACACUGACCACCUGCUACCCUGAGGCUCCUCAGGUGCGUGAGGAAAGGGGCGCUUGUUUCCGUCUGGUCGGCCCAGGUGCUCAGUGCUUGCAUCCAGUGUCCACUCAGCUGAGUAAGCAGCUGUGUUGUUGCAGCGUGGGGAAAGCCUGGGGCCCACACUGCGAUCGCUGCCCCCUGCCUGGGACAGCUGCAUUUAAGGAGAUAUGUCCUGGCGGCAUGGGCUACCAUGUCACCACUCCAUACGUCUACAAGCCCAAACCUCCUCCAGCCAACCCCUGGAAUAAGCCGGACAACCAAGGGCAGCCCAAGCCCACAAUCAAGCACCAGGAACCUGUGCCAGGGGUCCUGCCCCUGCCCUUCCCUACCCUGCAGCAGCCUGUCGAGGCUUUCAGCUUUACUGAGAGACAGCUGCCCAUUGUGCCAGUGGCCACAGCAGCCCCAGAGCAGGAGCUUUCUUCCUCUGGUGGUAUUGAUAGGUCUGUAGUAGAGCAGCAUCAGCUGUCUCCUGGUGUGUCCACCAUACCGAUGGAGCCUGCAUACCGAGAGGUGGUAGAGAAAACCGUGCCAGCCGCUCCAGUAGCCAUCUUGCCGUCCAGCGCCCCCCAGGACAUCUCGCCUACUCAGCUGGCAGAGGUGGACGAGUGUACAAUUAGGCCUGAUAUUUGCGGCCAAGGCUUCUGCUACAAUACUCUAGAGAGUUACAGCUGCAUCUGCCAUGAGGGCUACAGGCUGGAUGAUGAGGGCACCACGUGUAUAGACAUUGACGAGUGCGCGGACAGUCCGGAUCUAUGCCCCAACGGUCGCUGUAAGAACACUCCUGGAAGCUUCUUGUGCGCAUGCCACCUUGGCUUCAUUCCGGAUGAGGAGGGCACCAGCUGCAUCGAUGUAGAUGAAUGUGAGGUUCCUCGUAUGUGCCCUGAGAACAGUCUUUGUGUGAACACGCUGGGCUCCUACACCUGUCGUCAUUGUGGCAGCGGCUACAGACUGGGCCAGAGCGGACAGUGCGAAGAUGUGGACGAGUGUCAGAAUGGAAGCGUGUGUCCCUCCGGUCUCUGCUAUAACACUCUUGGCUCCUACAUGUGCAGCCCGUGUCCUGAGGGAUUCCAGGGCAAGGAUGGCCAAUGUGUAGAUAUCGAUGAGUGUCUGGACGGAACGGCCUGUGCCAACGGUCAGUGCUCCAACCAUGAGGGCUACUUCGUGUGUACAUGCAAUGAGGGCUUUGUUCCGGUUCCUGGCGGCAAAGCCUGUACAGAUAUUGACGAGUGUCAGGAUGAAAGUGUGUGCACAAGGGGUCACUGUCAGAACACAGAGGGGUCAUUCAUCUGCAGCUGUGAGACUGGCUUCAGGUUGGCUUCAUCAUGGGAGCAAUGUGACGAUGUCGAUGAAUGUCAGGAGUUGUCUGGGCUGUGCGAUGGUGUGGGUCAGUGUGUUAACAACAUGGGCUCGUACCACUGCCUCUGCCCACCAGGGUACCGGCAAGUCAACGGCACCAGCUGCCAAGAUGUGGAUGAGUGCGUGGAGGAGAGCCACUUGCGAGUGCACGGCGGAGAAUGUGUGAACACAGAGGGCUCGUUUCACUUCAUCUGUGAGCCUGGAUAUGUGUGGACGCAAGACCCUCCUGGCUGCGAAGAUGUUGAUGAAUGCUCCAACAGCGGUAAAUGUUUCAACGGCACUUGCAUAAAUACAGAAGGCUCGUUUCAGUGCCAAUGUGAUGGAGGCUAUCGCCUGGAGCCGGCCAGUCAUGCCUGCCAGGAUAUCGAUGAAUGUGCUGAGUUUGGGCAGAGCAUUUGUGGGGCGUGGCAGUGCAAGAACACACCUGGAUCCUACAAGUGUGUGGUACCCUGCCCAGCAGGCCACACCCGAAACACACACGGAUCGUGUGUGGAUGUGGACGAGUGUGCUCUAAACAGGAGUGUGUGUCGAGGGCAUGGGGUGUGUCACAACACAGUGGGCUCAUUCGUGUGCCAGUGUGACCCAGGCUACCAGGACACUGAUGGUCAGGGCUGUGUGGAUCUGAAUGAGUGCGAGCUCCUGAGCGACGUUUGCGGUGAGGCAGUGUGUGAGAAUGUGCCCGGCUCAUUCCUGUGUGUGUGUCCAGAGGGUCUCGAGUUCAACCGGAUGACGGCCAAGUGCUUACCUGCACCUAAAGCCUCGUCUGUCGAGAGGAAAGAGUGCUACUACAACCUGAACGAUGAGAACUUGUGUGACAAUGUUCUGACCAGCAGCGUGACCAUCGAAGAGUGUUGCUGCACACUGGGAGCGGGCUGGGGGGACAACUGCGAGGUCUUCCCCUGUCCUGUACAGGGAACAGAUCAGUUUGCUCAAAUGUGUCCAGCUGGUCAGGGCAACGUUCCAACGGGGGACGCUGUGUUUGGAGUUUCCUCAGCCAACAGCUACAAAGAUGCUGACGAGUGCGCCCUCUUUGGGGACGAGAUUUGUAAAGACGGCUUCUGUCUGAACGUGAACAGCGGAUACGAGUGCUACUGCAAGACGGGAUUCUACUACGAUGAGGUCAAACUCCAGUGUGUAGAUACGGACGAGUGUCUAGAUAAGUCCAACUGUUUGGAUGGCGAGUGCUCGAAUAAUGAAGGCUCCUACCAAUGCUUCUGCCCUCCCAACAUGGUGCUAGCCCCGGACAACAAUCACUGCGUUUUCCCCGCUGCCGCAGUGCACACGGAGGAGGACAUGUUCCUAAAUAUUUGCUGGGAGACUGUUUUUGAGACAUGGACCUGCCAUAAUCCAUUGAGAGACCGGAUGACCACAUACACCGAGUGCUGCUGUCUGUAUGGAGAGGCCUGGGGCUUGAACUGUGCCCUCUGUCCCCAUAAAGACACAGGCGAGUACGCCACGCUGUGUAACAUCCAGGGCACUGUUGCUGGUAGACGACCGUAUGGCCGUGAUGCUCUAGUUGCUGGUCCUGUCCACGAAUACAUGAUCAGUCCUGAGUAUGAGCAGCGACGCGUGAACCCUGGACUUACAGUCGUUGAUGACUCGGAGAACCCUAACACCGGUCGGUACGAUGCUUUUGAAGGCUUGCGGGCCGAAGAGUGCGGUAUACUGAACGGCUGUGAGAACGGACGCUGCGUGAGGGUGCAGGAGGGCUACACCUGCGACUGCUUUGAUGGGUACACACUCGACAUAUCUCGAAUGGCCUGCGUGGAUGUGAACGAAUGCUCAGAGCUCAACAAGCGUAUGUCACUGUGCAAAAACGCCAAGUGCAUCAACACACCGGGUUCAUAUAAAUGCCAGUGCCUGCCUGGCUACACGCAGUCUGACCAGCCCAACUACUGCGUCCCCAGCCAGCAGAGUGCAGCGCCCGCAGUCCGCACUGCGACCGAGUGACCAGCAGAGGGCGCCACAAACACUACAAACACUCUUAUUUAAUCAAAGCCCAUAUACUCUGCACUGUAUGACCUAUAAAAAAACCACAAAAACAAAACAGCGACAAAAAAUUCUUACUUGAGAUGAAGAUAAAUCUAACAUGCUAUCUUAUGGUGCGGCGAGAGAAAAACAGAACUGUAUAAAAUUGUAUGUUUUUAUUGUCUGUCUGUGUACGUUUGGUUUAUUUUGUCAGCGUUUUUUUUUUUUUUUUUUUUUCUGUUUUUGAAUUUAGAAGGAGUUUUUUAAAAUGUGCCCUGAGGAAUUUUUGUUCUUCGGGCAUGAAAACGACAAACCCUAUGAACUGACAGCUGGGGGAUAAUCUGCUUUAUUUACCCAGUCCGAGAUGCCACCACGGCGGAGAGGCCGCGUGAGCCUUCCUCUUCUCUCCUCGUCCUUCUCCUCUCUCUCUUUCUGGCUCCACUCAUUCAUCCAUCGUUUUUGCUUCUUCUCUUCCAGCACUUCGUUCGUAUCUUCUCUUGACCCUGUCUCUCGCACCACGUCACUUGAUCGUUAACGACAGUGCAUAUCAGAGUGUAUCUCACACACACACACACACACACACACACACACACACACACACAGAAUGUCUGUUUUUUUGCAUUAACACAUCAUAAUUGAAAUAAGCUUUUUUUUUAACUAGGUAUUUUGUAUUAAUGAUCAAAGCGAGCUACUUCUGUGUCUGGGACAACAAUCCUUUUUUGUAUUUCCUUCGUGUGCGUCUGCCCUGUGGAACAGGCUUAGUUCCAUAUUUAUCAGCUUCUGGAGGAAGAAGCCUGACCUGGAAUUAGACGUUCUGUUCAAAGUUAAAAACUGACCCCGGGUCAGAUUUCUCCCUCUGCAAGACUUGAUCGAUUUGGCCCACUUUUCUCUCUGCUGAAAUGACUGUAUUCUUUCUGCCAAAAAAAAGAGAAACUGAGCGCGUAAGAAUAAAUGAAGUGCCUUUAUCUGUUUUUUUUUCUUCCAUCAUGUUUAGAACCGAAAAACCGUUCACUGACCGCGAUGGCGAAAAAGUCUUGCCAGGUUGCAAAGCUGCUGCUAUGAAACAGCCGUGGGAUUUUUUUUUUUCCUUUUAUUUUGUACAUUUAAACUGAAGAGUUUGAUAAACAGUUUAUGUAUUUGUAAUUUGUACAUGAAUAAAUAGCUCUUGUAUGAUUAUCCAUAUAAUGUAUAUUAAAACUCUUUUAAUAAAUCACAAAUUGUGAUAUUUACA